UUGCCUUGAAAAUCCUGAAAAAAUAUUCCAUACUCUACCUCUAGCACAUGAAGUGAGUGAAAAUGUCGUUUGAGGCGAGGAUUUUGGAUUCCUUAAGACCCAUAUUCCCGCAGCUAAAUGACCGCGUUUUAACGGAAUGCAUAAGGAAUGUUCAAGAAACCGUUGGAAGUGAUCCCGCCACUAUAUUACCCGGAUGCAUUGACAUGCUCUUGAGUAGAACUAUUAAUGAAGAAAAUUUAACGGCAAACAGAUCAGUUGUGCCUGUGACAAAACCUACAAACGAAAAAGCAAACUCGUUUGUUAUAGAAGAAGACGAUGAUGUAGUGUUUGUCUCGAAAACGAGCCGUGUUCAGACAGCGGCUGCAACCAGAAUUGCACCAAUGAUCAUUGAUGACGUGGAGAUUACGGCAUACCACUCUUCGUCCACCCCGAGAGGCGCAUCUAAUCCACCUCCGCUAAAUGCUGGUUGUAACACAAGGGACCUGAGCCGAAAUCUUUCGUUCGAAGGAGAGACACAAUUUCCUCGUGCGCCAUUUUCGAAUAUGCCGUCAGCGAAUCUUCAAGAUUCUAAUCGACAUGUUCAGGUUACACACGCUCAACAUCCUCUAGAUCCCACAGAAGGAGCUAUGGAAAACCUUCACGCUCUAUUCCCUGAUGUAAGAGAUGAUUAUCUUCAAAGCUUGCUUGACAGGUGGUCACAUCUCCCUCGAGAUGUGGCCAUCAAUCAUGCUUGCAAUGAGUUAAUUGAGAAACGUGAUUAUCCUAAGAAAGCAUCUAAAUUAACUAAUCCUCUGGGAACCAAUACUUCUGGAAAUGUCUGUGUAGAGAAAGACUUCUUCAAAGACUUUUCAGGUCCAGUGUCAUUGCAAUACCAAAAUCAGUGCUUAGUUUUACUUCAAAAUGAAUUCAGAAUGAUUCCCAAGGGGCAUAUUAAGAAAGCUUUGCAAAUAUUUCGAUAUCACUAUGCCCCGAGUAGAAGAUAUCUGCAGGAACAACUUUGCAUUUCUACACAAAGGGAUGCAACUGCCACAGUGACAGCUGCACCCUCUUGUCAACUCACAAGUAAGGUGCCAUUAGCCACUGUUGGUGAGACUCCCUAUGCACUUAGCCAGCGACCACCUCAAAUUCAACUUCUUAGGUGUGGACGCUCUCCAGUACAGUCAAAUUACUCACCAUUUAACAUGGAUGAGGAACUUUUAAGGGAGAUGGAGUAUGUGAAAAAGUGGGAUCUUUCUAGAACUGCAGAGAAGGAUCGAUUAUUUGCCUUAAGCUUAAAUGACCAGCAGUAUGAAGAAGAAGGCCAGAAAAUUGAAUGUGGCUGUUGCUAUGGAGAUGCAGCUUUUGAAGACAUGGUUCAGUGCCUGGAUGGUCAUCUUUUCUGUGCAAGUUGUCUGAUGAACUAUGCAAAGGAGGCUGCUUUUGGCCAAGGUAAGACAACUCUUGUGUGCAUGAGUGAUGGUUGUGAAGGCACAUUUCCCAUGAGUCAACUGAAGAAGGCCUUGCCGGCCAAAAUCCUGGAGAAAUAUGAAGAUCGUGUGCAAGAGGAAUCCCUUACAUUGGCCCAAAUGGAUGAUUUUGUGCAGUGCCCCUAUUGUGAUUUUGCAGCAAUUUUGCCACAGGAAGAGAAAGUUUUUAAAUGCCAGAAUCCUUCUUGUGCCAAAGAAACCUGUCGGUACUGCAAAGAGGAAUGGUCUGAUCAUUUUGGCUUAAAGUGUACUGAGGUUGAAAAAUCAGCACAGAAGGAUGUGAGGCUUUCAUAUGAAGAAAGAAUGACAAUGGCAAAGAUAAGAAAAUGCCCAAAGUGUGGGUGCGAGUUCACCAAAUCAGAUGGGUGCAACAAAAUGACAUGUCGGUGUGGAGCCACAAUGUGCUAUGUCUGCCGUAAGCCAAGUAUUCAUUAUAACCACUUUUGUCAGCAUCCAAAGGAUCCUGGAAAGCCGUGCACAAAAUGCAAAAGUUGUUCGCUGUGGAGUGAUCCUUCCGAAGAUGAUAACCGUGCAGUGAAGGAACUCGAGAAGGAAGCCCAAGAAGCAAAGAGGAAGUUUGAGGCAGAAUCAGAGGACAUCCCAGCUAAAAGGGUGAAGAAUGUAUGAGAACUAUAUUAGAGAUGUAGCUCCUUGAGAGUGUGAAUUACAGUAAGGUUAUAACAUGAAAUUCAUGUCCUUUGGCAGUUGGCAAGAGGAAGGAUUAGAAACAUUAGAAGGUACUUUCUAUUCAUUUUGUCACCCCAUUUCAGAAAUUGUGAUGUUACACCAGAAGAUUUUCAUCUUUCAUUUUACAAAUUAUUGUCAACAAAUACUCAAAUGAGGGUUACAUAUAUAUGCUUCACCUUUAGGGUUUAUGUUUAUGUAAAAGUAAAGAACUUGUUAUUAUACUGAAGUUCUGAACAUCAGACUUCAAAUUUGGUCAUUUGUGUAAUCUUGUGUGAAAGCAAUUUCUUACCAAAAAAAGUAUUUGAGAAUUGAAAAGUAGUGAUCUCAAGAGUAUCGGUUGUUUGAAACGAGGCAAUUCAGGGAGCAAGCUUAAAUAUUCUUUCAGCAAGAAGGACUGCCAGUUUUACAUUUUCUGUUUUAGUUUGAGGAUUUCUCAAACCUGAAUUAUCAUAUGAUCACAAUGAUCUCCAAAACAUUACAUUUCAACUUAUUUGUAAUAAGUGCUCAAAAAUUUAAAUGUACUGUGUCUCUUAUGCAGAUGGAUAAAGAAAUCAAGAUGCACCAGAUACAUACAUGUAGAAGGCACUUGGAAAGAACCAUGCACAAAUAUCUGUUCUCUUCAUCCCCUUUACUUAUGACUUUUGUAUGCAAUAUUUGUGUCAUGCCAGGCUGAGAAUCUUACUUGUACUUGCAGAAAAAAAGCAUUGAAUAUAUUUUUUUGUGGGUAAAAUACAUUUUCCUAUGUACAUUUCCUACAGCCCUUGAUAUAAUUGGGGUCUGACAUAUUUUGAAAAUUUAAGACUACGUGUGAGAAUAUUGCAUUAGCAACAGUUUCCUAUUGAACUUUUUAGGGUUGGUAAAAUCUUAGAAUUUACUACCAUGCAACAACCUCAUGCAUGGGAUUUAAAUUGAAACUUUAAUUGUACACAAUGUAAUUCUGUGAAAAAUGAAAAACAAAAAAAUAUAUUUUUAUAUGCAAAUUAACACAAUAUUUUAUUAUUUGCUAUAAUUGAUGUCACAUUUAAGUUGAUAAUAUGAAUUUAAUGAACCAAUUAGUGUACUGAAUUCUCUAUUCGAAGAGUUUUAUAAUUUCUGUUCCUGUGACACUCUAGCAGUUAAUAAUCAUUAGCAUGCAUAACCCAGGGCUUUGUGUACAUGUAGUUUCAAGUGUUCCAGUUCUAUUAUCACGUUACAUUUUUCUGAGUCAUUUCUGACCACUGCUUAAUGUUAGAAAUUAAAUAAAUGCAACCUUCUAGGCUUACAGAUUGAUAGAUAUCCAUUUGUAACUUGUGCAUGACCUUACUAUAAGUCUUGAAUUUCAGUACCAGUUCUCUCCCAAAUAUGAUGGGAAAGUUUGAAAUGGCUGAGUGGACCUCUUUAGCCAGUGCAGUAUGUUUAGUUCCUAAUGAGGAUCAUGUGACAAUACUUUGGAGAACUGAGUCUUCCAAACUUUGUCCAUAGGCAUAAUUACAAAACAUAAAGGGGGAAUUCAUCAGGAAGACAAGUCAUACGAUCAAAGAAGUCUUGCAAUAAGAGGUAGUACCUUUUAGAUUGUGCUAGUAAAGUAGCUAGUUAUGCUUCUA
Molecule: messenger RNA, 3736 nt
Organism: Pocillopora damicornis (cauliflower coral)
Lineage: Eukaryota; Metazoa; Cnidaria; Anthozoa; Scleractinia; Pocilloporidae
Product: E3 ubiquitin-protein ligase RNF216
Molecular function (GO): zinc ion binding
Source: RefSeq, a predicted model, not a curated record